Molecule: messenger RNA, 3408 nt
Organism: Chiloscyllium plagiosum (whitespotted bambooshark)
Lineage: Eukaryota; Metazoa; Chordata; Chondrichthyes; Orectolobiformes; Hemiscylliidae
Source: RefSeq, a predicted model, not a curated record
UAACUUUAAGACAGUCCAACUUUCCCUUCUUCACUGCUACAGUCCUGUUCCAGGCCACCUCAUCCCAUGGCAUCUCACUGACUACAGUGCCUCUCCAAGCCUCACAGGCUAGCCGACUCCAUAGCCACCCUGUCUCUGAGGCCACCACCGCUCCAGACUCCAUUGAUGCUUCUUACCGAAACAGCUCUCUUAGGAAGAUCCCAGACAUGAACUGGACACAGAUGGCUUCAAAGUUCAGUGUAUUCCACAAUAUAACAUCUGGCCUUGCACUGAGCACUGAAGAAACCUUGCUGAGCAAUUCCACAGGGAAUGGUGUUGGGAAGGCUAACCUGACCUGCACGAUUGGCGGGAGGCACAAUUACAUCUUCCUUAUGAUCCCUAUCAUAUACAGCAUCAUCUUUGUGGUGGGGGUUUUGGGGAACAGUAUGGUGGUCCUGGUCAUUUAUCGCUACCUGAAGCUGACAACCGUGGCGAACAUCUUUCUGCUAAACCUGGCCCUGGCCGACCUGAUCUUCGUCAUCACCUUGCCGCUCUGGGUGGCCUACCUGGCCCUGGAGUACCACUGGCCUUUUGGGAUCUUCCUGUGCAAAGUGGGCGCCACCAUCAUACAGCUGAACAUGAACGCCAGCGUCUUCCUGGUCACUUGCCUCAGUAUCGACCGUUACCUCGCCAUCGUGCACCCCAUGAAAUCGCGGACGAGACGCACACUGGUCCACGCCUGGGGGGUUUGCAUCGUGGUGUGGAUCUUGGCCAUUCUAGUCAGCCUGCCCCCGAUGUUCCUCCGCAAAGUCUUUCACUACAAGGAGUGGAAUAAAACCAUCUGUGCUUUCAACUACCCAGAGAAGCACAAGACCCAGUGGGUAUUCGGCAUGGCUUUACUGAAGACCCUUCUGGGGUUUCUAAUUCCCCUGCUCAUUAUUUUGAUCUGUUACUCCCUAAUUAUCAAGAGCCUUGUGCAGGCCUACCGGAUUGAGCGAAACAAGCCAGUGAGCAACGAGGUAUUCAAACUGAUCGUGGCCGUCGUGGUGUCGUUCAUUUUGUGCUGGCUUCCGUUCCAGAUUUUCACUUUCUUGGAUGUUCUUUCGCGGCUGAAUGUUAUCAAACAUUGCCACAUCACCGAAGUUAUUGACACUUCCAUCCCCUUCACCAUCUGCGUGGCCUACUUCAACAGCUGCCUGAACCCCAUCCUGUACGGCCUGGUGGGGCGCAGCUUCAGAGAAAAGUUCUUCCUCCUUCUGAGGUGUGUGCCGCCCAAGAUCAGAUCCCACCCGAGUCUAUCAACCAAAAUGAGCUCCUUAUCUUACCGCACCAUCGAAUCGCUGAGUGCGAUAGCCAAGAAUCCAGUCUCCUCCAGUGAGCUAAGGUGCCCUACCUCAGAGGGGUGUCCCCUGGAUGUUCGGGCUUAGAAAUGUCCUGCGGACAUAAUCAUGAACCCGCACGAUGUCUCGGCGGCGAGUUGGAAUGGACUAACCAGGUUCAGAGAAACCAAAAGCCCUGCCACCAGAAAUGAAAUUUCACACAAUUAAUUUCUCAGUUCCAAGGAAAUCCUUGCCUCGAGGGGCUCCAACCUGCUGAGGCACUAGCUUCCAAUACUGGUCCUUUGAUCAAGGAGCCAAGCUGAAUGCAACAUUAUGGCAAAGCCCAGCACAAUGUCCACACAAGUACAGGAUUCACUGGAUUGUGUAACGGGAUUUAGAAUGUAAACCAUUCGGAGGAGUGUGCUGGGGUCCAUCGUAGCAUCUAACCUCCAAUGAACUCAGCUCCCUUCCUGGUCCUGUCUCAUCACACACACUUGUAAAUUAAGGUGAUGGAAAGGAAUCCCAAUUAAACCUCACUGUCUAAUUUCAUAAAUGCUUUACGCUACACUUUGCCACAGACUCAAAGCACUGCUCAACAGUUUUCAGUAUUCUUCUUGAGUCAGGUUUGAACUCGCAUCAAAUAUUACACGUGAAACCUCAAGUGAGGUUCAAAAUCAGCAGAAUGGCCCAUCUGGUUUAAUUCUUCUGAAUUCAACUAAAGCAAAGCAGAAAGAAAAGAAUCCAGGCUGCAAAAACAGGAAGGUGAGAUAUUCCUGACCUUGCGUGGACAGAAGAAACUUUCAACUUCACUGCAACUGUGGCUGUCCCUUUUUCAGAACUUGUAACAGAAAGGGGAAGUUACACAUUGCUGCUAUCUCUUUCCUGCCAACUCAAAGUGGAUACUGACAUUUCCUCAGGUAAAAGACCCCACUGUUUUUGCCUUUAAUCAAACCAAUGGAAGGUCUUCUGUAUAAAGGGCUUCACCAGUAUAUGGUGAUGGGACUCACUAUGGGCUUUCCAGUGUCAAAACUAUUGGAAGGUAGCUACCAAAAACCAGAAACAAUGAUUUGUCCAUUCUUCAGAACGGGCCUGGCCUCUUGAUGGAAUUGGACCGUGGGAUGUUCAUUAGGAAGCACCUAGAUAUGAUGCAGACCCACAAUUCCUUUUGUUCAAGUGACCAUCUUCAGGAUUUUAGACACGAUCGGUUUGAGCCCGACUGAUCUGGUACUGGAGCAGAGUUCCAGAAUCCUGGACACCUGGCAAAUUGCCAAAGUGUUUUCACCUAAAACUUGAAAGGAAGAAGUGUUUCGAUUUUUUUGACCAUUUCCCAAAUCUGAAGCAGGCAGAGACUGGAUUCAUGCAAGGAAACAGGGAGAGGUGAGAACACGACUUGAGAAGUGUGGUUUCCUUUGCAGUUACAAAACUUUAUUAAAAGCCAUUAACAACUACCAGUAUUUAUAUGGCAACAUUAGCAGAGUAAUAUGCCCUAAGGACUCAGGAAUUGUAUCAUAAAAGUAUUGACAGAUAAGGAGAUUGUAGCAUUCAGUUGUUUGAUGUUUCUGUGUUUCUCUUCAAUGUUCUCUGUGGGUAAUUACUCAAGGCCAGGUGGAGUAACUUGAAAAAGACAAAUCAAAGUGCAGUUAUCGAGCCCUUGUAGUGCAUUGGUCAUGUCCCUACCUCUGGCUCAGGCGCUCUGGGUUCAAGUUCCCACUGCUCCAUAUAUAACAUGCCUGAACAGGUUGAUUAGGAGACAAAAAAAAAGCCAUACUCAUCAUUAAACUGUGGACGUGCAGCGAAAAUUGUGAGAGGAAACAUCUUAAAGCAUGUGAACAAAAUCCGAUGUAAACAUAACCUGAUGUGUUUCAUUUCUGCAUCUCUCUGAGGCUUAAAAUAUGGGAGAUAUGUCAGGGCAGAUGGUCAAAAAAAUAUAGUCAAAGGCAUGGGUUCUAACAGGUGUGCCAAAGAAAAAUGGUGUGGGUUAGGAAGAGAAUGCGAGUUGUUAGUAUUUCUAUAGCUGAAGAGACGACUGUCAAAAACAGAGUGACCAAAAUUGGGGAUGCUCAAGAGAUUACAAUUGAAUCAAUAAAAUGCAUUGGACAUCCUACACACA